AGCCGGAAGUCGCUCGCAGAACUUGCGUAGAGCCGCUUUAUUAACGGCUAAGAGCCUCUCAGUCCAGCGGGCGUUGGAUAGAGAGUCGUCAGUUACUUAGCGGCCAUGGCGCUGAACAGGAACCAUUCGGAUGGAGGCGGUGUCAUUAUCAAUAACAGCGAAAGCAUCUUGAUGAAUUACGAGCACAUUGAAAUGACAUUCCAUGAUAUGGAACAGAUGCCAGAGGCAUUUAAAGGGACCAAGAAAGGCAGUGUCUUCAUGACUCCCUAUCGAGUCAUUUUUGUAUCUAAGGGAAAAGAUGCAAUGCAGUCUUUCAUGAUGCCCUUUUAUUUAAUGAAAGAAUGUGAAAUUAAGCAACCCGUGUUUGGAGCAAAUUAUAUCAAGGGCGUAAUAAAAGCAGAGGCAGGAGGUGGUUGGGAAGGAUCCGCAACGUUCAAAAUGAUAUUUUCAGCUGGAGGUGCCAUUGAGUUUGGACAGCGUAUGUUACAAGUAGCAUCUCAAGCUUCAAGAGGAGAAGGUCCCAAUGGAGCCUAUGGUUACUCCUACAUGCCAAAUGGGGGCUAUACCUUCCCACCACUUGCAACCAAUGGGAUAUAUCCUCCUCCUCCUCCUUCGGGAUACCCUUAUCCACCACCACCACCUGAAUUGUAUCCUGGCCCACCAAUGGAUGGUGCUAUGGGAUACAUGCAGCUUCCGCCUCCUCCCUAUCCUGGACCUAUGGAGCCACCUGCUGCUGGCCCAGAUCAUCCCACCACUCCAGCAGCUGAAGCUAAGGCUGCAGAAGCUGCUGCAAGUGCAUAUUACAACCCAGGGAACCCUCAUCAUGUCUACAUGCCCAUGGACCAGCCUCCUCCACCUCCUUACUUUCCUCCAGAGGACAAGAAAACCCAGUAGAGAACCAUCAUCACAUGUUGCAUCCUUUAUUGCCAUGUGGCUAAAUAUGACAGCGAUAAGAGCCACCUUGUCUUCCCCACCCCCACCCUACCCCAGUACAUGUAUCGCUCAUGGACAGAAAUGACAGAUUAUAUAUAUAUGCCAGUAGGAAAGUGUUUCUAAUGUUUUCCUGGAUUUGGGAAUGCACAGACACUUAAUACAUUGUUCUCCUCUAUAUGAUAUAAUGAAGGAGUCUUUUCCCCUAUCCCACCUUUUAAUUGUCCCAGAGAACAUUCUUUCUUGAAGAAAGACUACUUCAGCUGAAACUUAUCAACAGUUAUUGAAUUUGGUAGGUGUUGAUAUUUUAGGUGCUGCCCAGCUUAUUCACGGUGAAGCUUCAGAAGAAAAUUAUCUCUGAUCUUUUGAUUGGUUCUUCGUUGCAUGAACCCUGCCAUCCUCUGAUUAAGGAAGUUCACUGAUCUUCUGACAAAUUUGACAGCAUGUAUUAGACAUUUGAUUCUACUUGGACAAUGGGAUUUUCUGCCAUUUCUACAAGAUGCAUGUAUGGUAGCACAAACGCUUCACACUAUGGACAGCCUUGCCUACUCUCUUAAUACCGUGGCUCUUUCAGUUUUACAUUAACAAAGUGGUGGCUGCAUAGUUUUAGCCAGGAAAGCAUCUUUACCUCUAUAGUUAACAGGGUAGUUGAUUUGACCAAAUGGCUGAUCGUCCUACUACUAGGUGAUAUGGUUUCUAAGAGAAAAAAAUAGUCGUAUAUAAGCUUAUUUAUGUGUUUAGUUUAAUAUUGCACAGAUUUUAUUCCUUUAAUUUUGAGUGUAUUGCAACUUGAAGGAACAGAUUUAUUUUAUGGUUUUCAGCCAUCACACUCUCUGUGUGUGUGUGUGUGUGUGGUGAACAUCAGAUUACCUUUCAAUAACUCUUUGGUUUGACUUCAUACAUUCAAAGGCUUUGCUAAAAAAAACAGUUAAUGCCUUGUAGGGCUUUGCCUCUUUCCUUGAGUACAAGUCUAAUGAGUAAAAUGCCAUAUUCAGAUCACAAUAAGGCAAAAAAAGGUUUCUUGAAACAAAAUGUGGGGGGAGGGUAAGAGGUAGGUUAUAGGAAUUUUCUAUGGCAGUAGGUCUUUAGGAUGUUUGGCUUCCAAAGAUUUUGGAAACUUAUUGGACCAGUUGAAAUCCUAGUGCUGGCAUCCCCUCGUUUGUCUAAAAUAAUGAAAAUUAUCUCUUCAUUCUUUAACAUUAAAUCUGAUUUGAUGCUGAAAUUACACAGAUAUAAAACUUGUAAAACUACAUACCCUUACUGCCCUUGAUAAUAAAAAAUACUUGAAAUUGACAUUUCAAGUACUGCUACUACAAAACAAAAAUAAAAAAUGGCCUCACAAACUUGGGCCUUCUUUCCCUGUUGCUUCAGCCCAAGUUCUAUGUAGUGCUUGAAGCAACACCACUCCUUUCCAACUUUGGGUGCAUGUCCGCACUCUCCCACUUGGCAGUAGAUACAAAUUGCUUCCUGACUUUUGCUCCAGAUUGUCCUGGGGCAAAACACAACAUCCGGGAACAAGAACAUGGCAGAAUAGUGGGGUCUUUCUGCAUGCUUCUGCAAUGCUUAGUUUUUGCUUCCCUGACUUAGCACAAAUCUUUUGCUUUUAUUAAAAUUUAUGAACAAGCAGACUUGCAUUAUUUGGAGCACUUUGCUACACAUCUGUAGACUUGAGAGACAGUUCAGGUUGGAAGUACUGCAACAUAAACAUUCCGGUGCUUUUUCAGCAUCUGAAAAAAGUGUUGCAGUGCUCUUUCCUCUAGAAACUGAAACACUAACUGAUAACUAGGUUUUUCAGUCUGACUACAACAUAUUUUAGGUUUCUUUAGUACUGUAUGGUUUUUUGCAAAUGGUUUCUAGCUGACCUAUAAUAUACUUUUUAAAAAGCCAUGCAUUUUUCCCUAGAUUUGCUAUUUGAAUAAAAGUGAUAUAACCAAAUUGUUAUAUGAAACAUCAGUAUGUAUUUUAGAGAAAUUUUGUUAAUAUGGAUGUGAAAUGGCCCUCUUGAAUGCGAGGUUACCUUUUGAUUUGCUGAGACUGAAAUAAAACACAUGACAUCACA
Thamnophis elegans (Western terrestrial garter snake) is the source of this 2989-nucleotide messenger RNA. RefSeq names its product WW domain binding protein 2 (gene WBP2). Gene Ontology annotation, biological process: positive regulation of DNA-templated transcription. Gene Ontology annotation, molecular function: transcription coactivator activity; chromatin DNA binding. NCBI's taxonomy places the organism in Eukaryota, Metazoa, Chordata, Lepidosauria, Squamata, Natricidae. Gene Ontology annotation, cellular component: nucleus. Bases 106 to 894 code for a protein of 262 amino acids. The transcript is spliced from 8 exons. The record is from RefSeq and is a predicted model, not a curated record.